AUGGACUCCCCGGGACGCCAGUCCGGCACCAGCCUGGCCGACCUGAUACGCACAUCACAGCUUCUUACCGAUCGAUACAGUACCGUGGCCAAUAGCCUCAAUACGGCACCAGUGACGCUGUCUGAUCUCGCCAAGGAGUGUCGCGCCGUGACAGAUGCUCUGCGACGAUUCAAGUACUUGCGCGAAACGAUACCGGAAACCCUCGUUUUUGACCCAGUCCUUCUCGACCAAUCCUGCCAGGAUGCCUUGGACUCGAUUAACACAGACUUGUUGUCUCUCGACUUCUACAGUACACGGAUUCGCCCGGCGACGAGCGAUAGUGCCGUCGACAUGUCCUCGGGACAAAUUACCAUCAUUUGGAACGAAGACUCCCUCAGGCAGAUUCAACGCCAGCUGAAGACCAACCGUCAAUCUCUUACAUUUCUCCUUAAUUGUGUUCCAAGACCACCGCCGGGCAUACUAUAUAAGCAGAGCAUGCGAACAACGAAAGACUUACACGACGGAAUCGAUCGUGGAGACGAAGCCGCCGUGGUAAAGCUCUUGUUACAGCGCAUUGAUCCGAACGCGCCUCGCUUUGGCUCGAAACUUUGCCCUCUUCGUCGAGCUCUGAAUCGUCAAAUUCCAUCUCUAGUCACUUUCAUAGCUAUCGCCGGAGCAGAUCUCGAGAGUCGAGGAGACGAGGGCGACACAAUCCUGAUCACGGCAAUCAAGUACGGAUACUCCGACAAGGUUGUCUCGCUAUUGUGCGAACUCGGUGCAGAUGUCAAUGCCGUCGAUACACUGGGGUGCUCCGCAGUACACUACGCCGCCAUGUCGGCCAAAGAUGAUACCUUGGAGGUACUCAUCCGUGCUGGGGGUGAAGUUGACCGCAGAGAUUUGGGAACAAGAACGCCUCUUAUAGCAGCUGUUCAAAAUUACCGCUUCAAUGCUAUCGAAAAGCUGCUCGAAUAUGGUGCGGACUUGGAAGCCCGACUACAAAAUGGCAGAACAGCGCUCCAUGUCGCCAUAUCUAUGAGAAGCAGUCCGAUGACGGAAUUCUUAUCGGAUCAGGGCGCCUACCUCGAUCGACGUGUCAAUGAACACACCGCCUUGACGUACGCAAUAUCUACAGCUUGUCCAGAUAUCGCUGAGGUGCUGAUCGGAGCCGGGGCUGACGUCAACUUGCCGAGCUCAAAGGGCAACUUUCCGUUGCUCGCAGCUGCUUCAGCCGGGGACUUACUCACCAUGAAGCUUCUCCUCUCUCGGGGUGCCAAUUUUGAUGCUACCGGUAGCGAGGGGUACCUACCCAUUCACAUGGCAGCCCAUAAGAACCGAGUCGAGGUGCUGCAACUUCUUUUUAAAGCCGGAUCACAGAUUGACCCAACGACAGAACAUGGAGAAACACCUCUCACGAUCGCGAUGCACUUGGGAUGCUUCGAGGCUGCUCAAUAUUUGAUCGAGGUCGGUGCCGAGGUAGACCACUCCGCUCCUGGCGCAGAGAGAAUCAUAUGCCAAGCUCUCAAAGCCGGCAAUACGCGAAUUGCGAUGGCCCUCAUCCGUGGUGGUGCAGACCUCACGACCCCGUUGUUGCGAAAUUCCAGCAUGACGCCGCUACAUCUUGCAGCCCACUACGGACAGAACGACGUUCUUGCGACGAUGAUCAGUACGGGCGUCGACCUCGACACUAGGACCUGGCCAGGGUUCACUCCACUCUUCGCUGCCGUGAGGGCAGGACACCUCGACACUGUGCGACUUCUCCUCGCCGCCGGAGCGUAUCUCAGAGCUCGGUCAAUGUCAGGGGCGAACCUGAUGUUCUUCGGCACAGCGUAUCCCGCAAUGAUAAAGCUUCUGAUGGACCUUGGACUAGAUGUUCGUGAACGCGAUCAUCACGGCGCAACACCGCUGCAUUAUGCGGCUGUCAAGGCGCCGUCUUCGAGUCUCUUCAAGACUAUCAAACGAAAGCGAAGUAUCGUCAAGGUACUGCUGCAGGCCUCGCCAGACAGAAAGGUCACUUGA
Molecule: messenger RNA, 1995 nt
Organism: Colletotrichum fioriniae
Lineage: Eukaryota; Fungi; Ascomycota; Sordariomycetes; Glomerellales; Glomerellaceae
Biological process (GO): positive regulation of transcription by RNA polymerase II
Cellular component (GO): nucleus
Molecular function (GO): transcription cis-regulatory region binding; protein binding
Source: RefSeq, a predicted model, not a curated record